Ictalurus furcatus (blue catfish) is the source of this 4301-nucleotide messenger RNA. RefSeq names its product T-lymphocyte activation antigen CD80. The transcript has 7 exons. Lineage: Eukaryota; Metazoa; Chordata; Actinopteri; Siluriformes; Ictaluridae. The record is from RefSeq and is a predicted model, not a curated record. The coding region runs from base 553 to 1401 and encodes 282 amino acids. Gene Ontology annotation, biological process: negative regulation of T cell proliferation; cell surface receptor signaling pathway; positive regulation of T cell proliferation. Gene Ontology annotation, cellular component: external side of plasma membrane.
CAUACACACGCACAACGUAUAUAACCCAUAGGAAUGUUAUUUACUGAGCAUGAGGCAGCGAAUAUAUUAGAGAUUAGGGUGUAAAGAUAAGGGGUUAGGGAGUAAGGAUUAGGGAUUAGGGGUUAGGGAGUAAGGAUUAGGGAUUAGGGGUUAGGGAGUAAGAAUUAAGGGUUAGGCUUUAGGGUGUAAGGAUUAACGGUUAGGGGUUAGGGUGUAAGGAUUAACGGUUAGGGGUUAGGGUGUAAGGAUUAAGGGUUAGGGAUUAGGGUGUAAGGAUUAGGGGUUGAGUGUUUUGGUUGGAGGAUUAUGAAUUAGAUUUAAGUAUUAGUAGUAUUAUUUAUUAAUUAUAUUUGUGUGUAUGUGUGUGUGUGUGUGUGUGUUAGUCUACUGACCCAUGGAGCAAGUCGUGAUCAGUGAAGUAUAUCGGGGUUUCCCUAUGACGCCAUCGCCCCGCCCCCUCCGUGACUGAAGACCGAUACUGCGAGUUCCCCUUUUCGUUUCUGUGGCUGCUCGCGCGAUACCGAGCGUCUCUCUCUCACACGUUCAGUGGAAAUGCGGCGCGGCUCUCUGUUCCUGUUGGUCGUCAUUUCAGCGCUGCAGCUAGUAAGCGCAGGUGACGAUCCUGUAGUGCACAAUGUGCAGGGGAUUGUGGGUGGAAGUGUAAAAAUUAACUGUGAGCUGGAGCACCCACACAUCGUUAACAGAGUUUACUUCCAGAAGACAGAAGAUGGUCAGGAAAUCUUCAUCAACGGGUUUUACUCCAGAGGUCCACUCACAGUGCCUGAAGAGUACAAAGAUCGCACCAUCGUCAACCAAACAGAACUCAGCAUGGAGAUGUACAAGCUCUCUCCUGCCGACGAGGGAGAGUACACCUGUAUCAUCUUUUUCAGUAGUGACUCUCUCAUAAAAAAAAACAAGUUUCACCUCACAGUUACAGCCAAUUACAGCGUUCCCGUCAUAACCCGCCAGGGUUGCGGCAGUGACCCAGCCGACCAUAACUGCGUGAUCGGAUGCUCGUCCUCAGGGGGAUAUCCUCGCAGUAAUGUAACCUGGGGUGUGAUCGGAGCUGACAUGAGCAGCCUGCUGCAGAGCGAAGGGGACCCUGUGUUUACGCAGGACAGAGACUCACUCCUUUGGAACGUGUCCCACGUUGUUAUGCUGAACUGCAGCCGGAUGCUGAACAUCACCUGCUCUGUUAGGGGAGUCGUGUCACAUGCUCUCAGUGUCUGUGAUAUUCCUGCUACCCCAGAUAUUAUCACACCAAUUGCAGGUGUUGUGCUGUUGCUGGUUCCCAUUACGCUCAUUGUGAUUGCUAUGAUAAAGUGCAGAAGAAGACAACCCUCAGCAGAGCUCUCAACAGAUGCCGAGCUCGCAAGUUUAAACUCAGGUCAGGCUGGAUGAACACGGCGAAACACACGCUUUCUGAAAACUUGACCUGAAGAUCCGUGUGUGUGUGUGUGUGUGUGUGUGUGUCUGAUGGACAGAUGAAGAAGCAGACGGACUAUCAGAGUUCGUACACACUCUGCAGCUAACGGACAAGCGCGGUUCGAAGUCAAACCUGCGACUACGGCAUGUCUGAUCUGCUGGAAGAGCCAGACACAGCAUCAACAACAACAACAACAUUCAUUUCUAUUUUGUUUUUUAAAAAAAGUUUUUGUUACUGAAGAAAUGUUACAUUUCUUUCGAUGAAAUGUGAUCUGUCAUAUUGAACACGAUGGCAUUUCAGAACACUGACAAAACCAGCUUAACGUUCAGGUUUCUGGCUUUAACAAAUAUAUUAGCUUAACAUUUAUUAACGUAACAUUUCUGUAGAUUAGCAUAACACUCAAAGCAUAGCAUUCAUCUUAGAUAGCUUAGCAUUCACAAACUGCAGUUUUCUACACGGAGGCACGAUAAAUUAAAUACGCGUUAACAAAUUGGCUUGCUUGCUAGCUAGCUACUACGGAAACACGGUGCAAACAUAGUCAAACCUUUCUGCAAAUCUAACAUUACUGGAACUGGAAAUCAGUUUAGCUCUAUCAGUUUCUUCCUUCUCAGGGAAGAAAAUGGCUGCCAUUACUUAAAAAAAAAAAAAAACAAGGGAAAAAAAAGUAUUAAGCUGUGUUUCCUUCUCACCGUUAAAUGUUUAAACAUCCAAAGGUUAUAAAUGCAUUCCUGUUAUAAUGUGAUUACUUUGGAAGCGUGUACGUUUAGCGUGUGUGCUUGUGGUGUGUUCACACUGGUGAGAUGUAGUGCACUAUUUAUUACCGUCGUAUACCUCUGAGAAUAACGUGUGGAACACUGGACACACCAAGCGAGAACACAUCUACGCCUGCGGCUGUUCGAUUCCGGAGUCGACUCGGAUUCUGAUGGGAAUCGAUUCCAUGAGUCGACUCGGAUUCUGGUGGGAGUCGAUUCCAUGAGUCGACUCGGAUUCUGAUGGGAUUUGACUCCGGAGUCGACUCGGAUUCUGACGGGAGUCGAUUCCAUGAGUCGACUCGUCCUUAGAAUUUUCUCCAGUCCAAAAAAGACAGGGGGGAAAAAGAUUAGCAGUGCAAUAUUCAUUAAGUGCAUGAGACAGCUUCAAACGUGCCGUUACAACAGGAGUUUGACAGUUAGAGAACAUCUCAGCAACGGCUUAGCAAACAUGAAUUUAUGUUAGCAAAACGUUCAACCUAGUGUUCAAAAUAAUUGGCAUCAGCGAUCUUUCAGCGCGCAUUAAAAAGUUAUCGCAGGUCAACUCUGGAAACUAGCUAGCUUGUUACUAGAUGUUUGAAGUCUCUGUGAAAUGCACAGCGUUAUCCGACGUGUUGAUGUAAUUUCCACUGAAAAAGGAAGUUAGAACAGGACAAUAGCUUUUAGCUUACCUCACAGCCCAGGCUAAGCCGUACUUAACAGUUAGCACCAUGGAUUAUUAUCAUGUUGGGGGCGGGACACUUCAGGCACUUCCAUAGAGCAUUUGAUUGGAUUUCAUUUUGAAUUUGUAUGUCUUCUAAAUGCUAAUUUUGUCACUGUUUUGGAGCACACUAGCUUAUAAAUAACCUUAAGGUGAACAUAUUUAUACUAAAAGCCACAAAACUGUCAUUUUGAUUUCAUGUGGACUUUAAAGCGACUCCAUUGUUGUCUAGUCUGUUGUUUAAUUCGAACAUUUCGAGAUUUAGCGAAUGCUAGUUGAAUUAGAAUAGCUAAUUGUAACGGGCUAGCUAAAGUGUGCCCGAUUAACUUCCGUCAACUCCCAUGUGGUUUGAUUGUUUGUUUACUUGUUUUUGUUGCAAACUGAACAUUUUAUUUCGUUUUUGCGAGUAAAAUACAGCCGUCGGGCUGCGAGGGCGUGUAGAUGAGGGACGCAGCUUCUGCAAACUACAUGUGGAGACAACUGUCAAUUCCCAGAUGCCUGGAAUCAGAGACCCCUUUUUCAACCCCUAGGCAAACUCCAAACGAAACUCAGGGAGCAUUCUAGAACGUUAAAUUGGGCUUGUUCUAGAACAUAAACUAAUUGGUAUUCUCUUGUUAAUCUACGAAUCAUUCUGGAACACUAAACCAAGGAGUGUUCUGCUGUAGAAUGCUGCCUAGUUUACCUUUCUAGAGUGUUCUAGAACUCUCCUUGGUUUAGCACUACAGAACGCUUCUUGGUGGUUCUUCUAACGAUGGUUCUCAUAAAGAUAUGUACAGAUGCAUUCAGUCACUUUAAGGAAAGUUCUCUGGCAUAUUUUUUUUUUUUUAUAUUAAUGCCCUACACAUACUACAGGGAACUUCCUAGAACUCUGUGUGUGUGUGUGUGUGUGAGAGAGAGAUGGAGAGUUUUGGGAAUCUAUAAAAUGUUCAUCAUCUAUUUACUUUAUUAAACUCUUGAAUGCGUAGAAGAUUGCCGUGCGUGUUCACGCCAAGUCCUUUAUAAACCUCUUUCCUAAAGGAAAUACUCUGUCAGUUUCGUUUUAUAAAUGAUGUUCUUGGCUCAUUGUAUUUAUAAUGAUACAAGUGUGUAAUAAAAUUGUUCUCUUUUUUUAAACCAUCUGUGUUUGAACUUUUUACACACACACACACACACACACAAAUACUAAUCAAAUGUCAGAAACCCUGACAGCUUAUUGUUUAUCCAUUGCUAGCUAGGUAGUGGGCAGACCUUGUUCCACCAAAGCGUGUUGAGGCUGAAGUUGAGGCUUUGGAAAGGUGCUGGGAGGUGAAGGUGAGGUGUACUCCCAUGAUUGUGCACAUUUACUAUAUCUGCAUCUCAAAAUUAUGUGUAAAGGACAAAAACACAAUAAAGUUGAAGGUUAAUCCCUAAAUAUCCACCCAGUAAUUUUUGGAACUGAGCAGCUAAG